ACUGCCUCUGCUCUCGCUGCUGCUGCUGCUGCUGCGGAGAUUCAAGCUGAAUCUAUCCGCCUGUCCUCAAGCAGCAGCAGCAGCAGCAGCAGCACCACUAGUCGGACCGGAGUAUGAUCGCUGUCCGGAGAGUAUAGAUGUGCAAAACCCCUGGAUUAUCCGCGCACUGGAGAGGUCCGAACCGAGCACCGUGGAGGACUGUUUUUACCUAGUCGUCAAAAGGGAAAGAGCCACGGGUAAAGCAUGGCGGUAGAAGAGGAAGGUCUGCGGGUUUUUCAGAGCGUUAAAAUAAAAAUAGGUAAGGAGAAAAAUCCCUACCCCCAGUCUGAGUGUCUUAAUGGAUGGCUCCAUGUUAACGGGCCAAGCAGGGGAGGCUGUGUAUGAAGGCUGAAAGGGGGGGACUGAUCUGUCUUGUUCCUGCUGUUAUUGAAAUUCAAAUCACACGUUUUCUUCCUUUCAGAGCAUGGAGUGUGAGCUGAAAUUUGUAAGAUUAAAAUUGUGAGGGAAAAAAAAUGGGAUAAAAAACCCCAAAACAAAACAAGAGAUUGAUAGCCUUGUGGGAAAUUGUGGGAAUUUGGCAGCUGGCAUUAGAAGCAGCUCGAGUUUACAUGAUCUGAACAGACUGGCUGAUUUUUAGCAGACUGUGCGACAGAAAGGCUCCACAGCUGCACAUUUCCAGAUGCUUUUUUCACAUCAAAUAAAACCUCUAUUACACCUUAACUAAAACCACCCAUUCAUGUUAUGUUACCCCCCUCACACCCCCCUUGAAUUUCCCUCUCACAAUACCUCCCCCCUCCUUACAGCUUCAUGCUUAACUGUCUAGCUAUUGAUUGUUAGCCCAGAUUUCUAUAUUUAGAAAUGUAGCUGGUCUCCUGUGGGUACUCUGGGUUUGUAGCAAGCAUGUGCUGCAUGCAUAUCUUGUGAAUGGAGCCAUGAGGAGGCUGAGUGCGGUUUGCAAUGGGAGGACAGUGGUUUUAUGCAAUUCAGAAAAUGUCAUGACUGAAGGAAGUUAAUUGGGAUGGAAAGGAAGAAAUUAAUUUUCCAGAUCUUGAAUCGGCGUGUUGUAAUUAAAUCAUGAUAAGAGGGCCUAACCACACCUAUUUCAUAAGAUAAUAACAAGGAGCGAACCAUGAGGAAGAAAUAAUCGGAAUAUUUAAGACACCCAGUUCUUUUACAGUGUUGUAAAUGACUGCCUUUUCAUUAGAUGAUUUAACUAAUUUUAAAAAAUCACAUAUAAGCAAUACCACAGCCAUUAGAUGAUAGACAAAGGUGGUAUUUUUGUUCAAAUUGCCUCCAAUUCAUUAUCCAAACAUUCAAACUCAGCCGUCAUUUCCUCUGCCUGCUCCAUCUGUUAUCAGGGGUCAGCAUGGGGUGUUUUCACUGACAUCCAGAACCCGACUCAUCCUGACCGACUGUGCUAUCUGGUUUGUUUUGACUCCAAACAUGUGGCAGAGGGGAUGAGCAGAGGAAAAACUAAAUAUUUGACACAACAAGUACACACACACACACACACACACUCCCUCAAGCUGACAGGGCUGUGUACUGAUGCCAGCCAGCAUUAUACAAAAACACUUCAGCGGUACUUCUUUUACUUGAGCUGAUGUGAAAAGUUAAGCUGUGUGUCUUUAAGCGUCUUACCUGCUGUUAAAAUUGGCCGCAGCGUCCUCUUGGGAAGCAGCUAGAGAGAGAGAGAACCACCCCGAGGUAUCAUACUCAGACCUGAAACUCCAGAGAGAGUUGCGGUGUUGAAUCACAAAGGCCUCGUCAGAUUGCUGCUCUUUCUGAAUGAACGAUCCGUCAGCCGGCAGCGUGGACUCUGUGAAUGAAAACUUAAUGACUGGAUGACACUUGUCUUUCUAGACACAAGUUCUCAUGCCUAUUAUGACUGAGGCAAAAUGCAGCGUAGAGGAAGUAUUCAUGAAAAGUAUUAUAGUAAAACCAACACCUCACUGUGACUCAGUAUAAUAAAAACGACAUUUCUGACAGUGCAGAAAAAUUCCCCUUUAAAAUGAGUGGGAUAUAAAGUUACUUAUUACUGAAUUAAUACAUUUUAAAGAGUUUGUGAGGGGCAAUUUGCUGUUGAAGCUUAAAAUUUUGAUGUUUUGGGAUUUUUUUUUUUCAUAACCAGGACAGAUGCAACUAAUCAAUAAUCCAUAUGUGCACUUUUAUCAUUGAUCAAUUAUUUCACUUCACUUCACUUCACUUCAGUAAAAGCACGUCAGUCAUACCAGUAUUUUUGCAUGAGCAGAGUGCAUAAAAUGCAGUUUGCGUACCAAUAAAAGAACCCCUAGAUGAAGCUUGAUCGAGAAUAAUAACAAUAAUAAUGAUAAUAAUAAUAAUAAUUCUUUGUUGUUUUUCUCAAACAGAAAAGCCCCAAAAAUAUUUUUUUUCUGCCUCUCAUGGAUUAGAUAUCUUUUAGUUUUGUUCUUUAGAGAAAAAACAGGAUAUUUGAAGCUUCAUCCUUGAUCCCAAAAAAGAGGUACAAUUCAUUGAUGUUUUUUACAUUUUAUUGACAAAAUAGUAAGUUGAUUAUGUAAGGAAAUCAAGGAUAAGACUAUUUUGUGUUGGAAGUAUUCCUAAACCAACAAAUAACACAACUAAAGUAAAACAAAGUAAGCCAUAUAACAGUAUAAAGUGAAUACUGAUGCCUCUUCUUGACCUUUAAAAGCAAACAUGACCAAAAACAACACUGAUAGUUUCUUUAGCGUAGUUUUGAAUGCCUAAAAGGGGAUAGGUGGCAGACUAGAUUGACAGCAGGCUGAAGAAACUACAUCUCUGCCAUGGCAAAUACCCACAGCGAGAGAAACCUUAUACUGAUUAAAGACAGAAGGAUAAGUUUAUUUAUUUUUUAAUCUGAUAGCUUACUUUCAUAUGCAGGAGGAUAAAUAACUUUGACCACAGGGGGCACCAGAAUCAACACAAACCAAAUGUUCCUCACAGCAGCUUUAAGGUUAGAUUUUAUUAUCAGGUCAAACAAUUUGAGAACUACGUACGUUUGGCUUGAGUUGUUUACAUAUGUAAGACUGAAGGUGUUAACGUCACAUCCAGGAGUUGACUCCUCAGCCUCCUCACUCCCUGUUCUUCUGUAACAUUGCACAGUGACAGCAGUAGAGUUUACACGGUGUUGUUACCUAGCAGCAGUCACACUUGCUGUCAGCCUGAUCCCCAAGGAGCUCUUCUCCCAGUUAUGUCGGUGUAACACUUGCAUCACAUUGUUUUCAUCAAAGUCUUGUCCUUUGGCAUGAGACUGCGGCGGGCUGAUGACUCAGAGCUGAAAAUCUGCCACAUAUUUGUCGAGCAGAGAGAGAGAGAGAAAAAAAACAGCAGAACUAAUGAUUGUCGGGGUGAUUACUUUUCUCAGUUUCCUCCAGGAACACGUGAAUUUCGGAAACCAAACAGGGCUACUGGGCCGGAGCGCGAACUGUCUGAGGAACACAGGAAACAGGAAACUACCCCCAAUUCACUUCCUGAUUGGCUGGAAUAGACUACAAAAAGAAUUGUGUUUUUUCCUGCAUGGCAACAAGCUUAACACAAAGCAGAUGUAGUGAGAUGAAGAGUGAGGGACAGAGGUGGCGUUUCUCUGCAACAGUGGGCUGUGCUUCAUCUGUCAGUGACUCUGUCCCUGUCAGUGCUCACAGAGAUGGGAACUUAUGGUGGCACAGCUGGGGUCAGGGCUCUGCUCUAAUUAGCACAUAAUAUGUGCAUUUAGCUGCCCUGUCGACGCAAGGAACACUGUCUGAUAAACUCAGACGGAUUCAUGACACCGGAAAGUGCAUUAUACCGUGUUUUUAUGGCGCACAUUACCAAAACCUUCAAAAAAACGCUUCAUACUUGAACGCCAUAAUGUUAAGAAUGGCAGUUUCCAGCCAGAGUGCCUGAACAAACAUUAAAAUGCAUCAAAAAAAGGCAUUAUGGGAAAAUACUCGGAGCUAGUGAGUUGAACUGCUUUUAACAAAUUUGUCCGACCUCAAGGAUACACACUGUUAUGGGUUUUUAAAUGCACCAGAUCCCAACAGUGUAGCCAUUUCUGUUAUAUUCUAGCAAACAUUGAAAAGUUAUCAUACUAAAUUUAGGGUAAUCAAUUAUAAAAAGGAUCCACACAUAACUACAUUAUUUUUUGGGGUUGAGAGCAUUGACGCUGAAUCACAGCAGCAGAGUCGCGGAGCGUGAAACCGAGCUAACAGGCGUGAAUAAGCUCCGUAGACCCCUUUCUGUUCCACACAGCCUAUUUGGACUAAUAUCACUAGAAAAGGUGUUUUUUUUUUGUGGCAGCUUCACAGCUUUGCUUGGAUAAAGUAAAGUAGUCACCAGACUUUACGGGUUAGACAACGUUUAUGUUGUACAUCAGAUCCAUCUGUUAAUGUGUGUAGUUGUUGAGAUGAAUAGCUGGUUAUUUCACAGUGCGGUUUGUGGCUGGUGAUAGGUGAGAGCAGAGAGAGCAGCUACUGGCAUCAGUUCUGAACCAGAGGAUUUACAGUGUGGCAGAAGCAUCAUGUCUUGCUACUUGAUAGCAACAGUGUACGAGACAGUAGUGGAAAUUAUAUGUUGAGGAGGUGAAGUGUUGCAGUGGUCGAGGAAAUUCAGGCAGCUGAGGCCGGGUGACUCAGGCCCUGGGAGGGAAAUGCUGGUUUGUUGCGACAAAGCCCCCCUCCUUCCCUUGACAGCUGGCCAAUAGAGGUUCCCAAACUUCCUCCUGUCGAGACUGAAUAGGAGACAUGGAGUGACGGGGGAGAGGGAGGGCAGGAAUGUGUCUGUGUGAAGGAGUCCGUCUCGUUUUUUUUAAGGAAAGGAUUAGGAUCCAUUAAAUUUGUUAUGAUGUCGCGUUCCCUGAGAAGUUAUGUGCGCGUUCGGACGCGUACAUGUCACCUAAUGUACAUGUUUAGGCAUUAAAUAUGAGACCAGUUCAUUUUGUCCUGGAAGACCAGCUUUCUUGGAAGUAAAGUUUGCUGUAAACAUGAGUGUUGACUGUUUAGACCCACAAAGUGUUUCGGUCCAGGCAGCUUCAAGCUGGUGUAAUAAUCCGGGUUGGGUGCAGCAGCUCCUCUAGCACUCGCUAAGGGAGAACACAGUACCAGGAAUAGUGUGAGGGGGAAUCAAGGAGGGCCAGCAUACAGGGUUAGCAGGGGUAAAUAAAGGGCCACAGAGCGCCACUCCUUCAGGGUGUCCUUCAGAUGCCCCUGCGAAAGAGGUCCACACCUUGACCUGUAAUCGACAGAAGACCAAAAAUCACUAGAAACUCCAGAGAAGAUUGGUAAUAACUAGUUGUAAUGACUUUAUUCUCACAGCAGUUUUCCUCUGAUAUUAUAUUGGCCCCUAUUUUGAAUAAAAACGUCCUAUUUGCUAUGAUCAAGAACAGCUGUGGUUAGCAUUCAAUCACUUGUUUGGUAGCAGGCUAUCAGUGUUGGCAUUAUUUUGUGCAGUGACAUGGAUUCUUGGCUGUAUACCAGAAUUUACCUCCUAGCUAACUCACUGCAAAAGUAUUGGUUAUUGGGACAUGAUUAUCAGACUGAAGCUAACACAAUAAAACUCACUGAUCAAACAUUUUUUUACGGUUUUGCAACAUUACUUUCCUCCAAGAACAGAACAGGCCAUGUCAGCUUGCCACACACCACGUCUCACACCCUGUUCACUCUCUCUUCCUGUGCUUGCAAAAGAUAGCAUAUCUCACCUCUGCAAAUGUCAGAGUGCCAAUGAGUGUGUGCACGUAGGAGACAGUUGUCUUCGAUUUACUUUUUAUGCCAGAUGUUCAAAUAGAGUGUUGUGUGUAUUAUAGAAAAAGGACAGGCACUCUGUAUCUGUUGAGGUUAGACUGAGUCCUUUCUUUGAAUCAAAAAGAUGACUUUCACAUCCUGCUGGUACAUGGCAACAUUUCUGACCCCUGAUUUCUUACAUGUGAGCAUAUUUUCCUGCUGUUUUUCCCUUGACUUUUUUGCUUCACUGUAUCCACCCUUUUGUGUGAAUGUUUGUGGUUAUGUAUUUGUUUUUUACUCAACUUUUCCAUUGAGACUAACCGAUGUGUUUGAACAUUAGCUGCAGGCAGGCUCUAGAUACAGAGGGAGUUUGAUGAGUAACUGAAGGAUGGUUUAUCGCACACACUGUGGUGUGCAAGACUGCCAGUCUUUAACUGUAAACUCCCUUAUUUAUCCUUUCAUGCUGUUUCUCUCCGUGCCUCUUUGUUAACUGUUGUGGUUGUGCUGAAACUUCUGCGAUAAACAGCUCAGCUAGUUUCUGUCAAGUUUAAUCACUUGUAAAAAAAAUAAAAGCAGCAAAGAAAAAGAGGCAUGCAGUAGAGUUCGAGCUUUAUCAAAGGAGAGUUUUUUGUGUUUUAUAUUUUCAGAAAUGUGCAAAAAUUGUGAAGUUGUUAAGUUUUAUCUUUCCAAAGCUGUUUCUUCACAGAUGUAAAAGGAAGUGGUGAAUCAUGCUGCAGCAAGACAAUACCAUCCCUGUCUGAUAUCACUCUGACUGAUAAACUCUGACUGCUGCCACGUGUUUACUUAAAAAAGACAAAAGUUACAGCUCUCAGGGUUUCAGAUCGGUGGGUGGGGGGUUGAUGUUAAACAGAUCAGCUUGUGGUCAGCUCUUCGUUACAUGUAUACCCCAUAUUGCCUGAGUACUGAAACACUUGAUUCAUUCAUAGAGGUUAAUCCUCCAGUCAGGUAGACUAGGUUCGAAUUAAACCUGUGGCCCUUUGCCUUGUGUCACCCCCUUACUCUCCUUUUCCUGUUUUCUACUUGGUCCACUGUCUUCCCAUAUCACUUAAGGUGUAAGUAGCGACACACUGUCCACAUGUAAAGCCAGUUUCCCAUACAGGGCAUUGUGUCAUGCAGUGGUCUGCAGAGUGUCUAAGUCAGGUGUUGUAUUUGGGGUAAUCGAGGUUUAAUUUUUAAACUUUUAAUCCAAAUGCAAUAAUUUCACUGAGGGCUGUUCAUGGGAGGUAUGCUAAAAAACAAUACUAGAAGUUUAAAAAUUUUUCCAAAUCCAAAACCCUUCUAACUAGAUUUUACAUGUGCUUAGGCACGAGGAUUGCAUAGCGCACCCGGGGGAUAUGCUGUUUGAGCCAAGCGUCAUCACAGCGACUCUCAGCAACUCUUCCGCCAAAUGUGUGCAAUGCUACGGUGCAAGUGGUGGAGUGUGUACAACACUACUGCGCAAUGUUGGUUUCAGGAAUGGAGCAAAAACACGGAAUUGCCGAGAGCUGUUCAGCUUAAAAUCCGUAUACUGGCGGAAGGUGGAACCAAGUUGUCCAUAGUAUAUACAGUCUAUGGGUAGCACUCAUUUUCUGUUUUCCGCACUGGCUCUUCUGUCGGCUUCACGUGUUAAAGUGCUAUGGUUGCGUGUAGCUGCAGGCUGCUACUAUGCAGUUGUUUGCUACUUGGUUCUAAUUCAGCACAUGAUUGGACUGGAGCAACUCCCCUUUUCAUUGGCUAGUCAUAUAGUCUACCAAAACAUGCCAGAAUGCCGACUAUUGAGGGAAAUCAAUUUUCGAUAUAUAUCUUUAUCAUUUUAUUGCCCAGCCCUACAUAUGCUCCAGAAUUACUGCUGUUGUAAACAUUAGGAGUAUGCUCUUCACAUUCAGCUAACAGGACGGUAAAUAAUGCCUCAUUGGCUUGUCUAGUGUGGCUAACAUUAGCAGUGCUAGCACCACCAGCUUCCAGCCCACUUUGAGGCUAAGAUCCACUCUGCUUUCACCACUCAGGUAACGCGGUUAAAUUCCUCUCUAACCAGAUACAGCCUCGACAGCUCUAUCUUCAUUUUCUAAGUCUGUGUUUGUGCGUCAGUGUUUUGUAGCUGAGUCAAAAAGACACCUUCAGCUCACAGUUUGGUUUCAGUUCUUGUUAUGACUCCUUGUUUGGGACCAUCAGAAGGAACCGAGUAUCAGCUGUGGGAUAAUAAAUUGUCACUGUACAAGUUUCACUCCUUCUUUCCUUUCUCACGGUGUUUCUCUUUCCAUCUUACACACUCAAACAGACACACUCACAUUCGCGCUCACACACAGCCACUCAAGGGUAACUGGGUUGUUCGCUGCUUUUAAACUACAUCUUGGAUCCAGUUGAAAUUCCUUUCUCCUCAUCUCAUUUCCUGUUGUAGCUUUCUCCAGAGUGAGCCGCUCUCCAGUUUUCUAUCUGACUGACUUCUCUCUUUCUUUCUCCCUCUCAGUCCCUCUCUCUCUCCCUCUCUCUCUCUCUCUCUCUCUCUCACUUGAUUGAGUACACUGCUUGUGUUUUCUCUCCAUAACCCCCCUCUUCUUUCCUUCCCUUAAACCCUAUGUUUCCCAAGCCUGCUUGUGGAGCGAACAGUGGCUGAAAGCAUUCACGCCUGUGUAUCCUCGAAUGUGUUCAUGUCAGGGAAGAUUAGAAUAACGAGAGCAGCGGUUCCUCUGUAACUGUACGCAGGAGUUUGGCCGAGUGCAGCCAGUCGACAGGAGAGGAAGAGGAACACGUUCACUUCAUCUAUGGGGCUAUUUCAAAUGCUUGUGCUUCCUCAUUUCUUCUUUCUUUCUUUCCUCCGCAGGGAUGAGGAAUGAACUGUUUUUGGUUUCUUAAUUCGCCCCCUUUAACUCCUACUCUUUGGGGUGUUCCCAUCAUUAUUAUCCCCAGUAAUUCUUCUGCUAAACACCCCCAUGUUUUUGCGCGCACACCACCGCGGCAGUCACACACACACGUGCCAAGAGUGUGUGGCUUUUCGUUUCAUGUUUUCCUCGGAUACUAGGGCAAGAUAUUCUCCACGGGCAGCUGCAGUGGUGCUGGAUUAAAAAGGGAGAGCUGCUGCUGUUGUUUUUGUUUUUUAGACGCUGUGUAUAUUAAAUCUCAAAGAGGGUGAAUGCACCCCCUUCAGAGAGAGAGUAGAAGAGGAAGAGAUUUUUCUCAAUUAUAAAGAGGGAAGUAACGAGAAAAAGAGGAAAGUGAAAUGAGGUUAAAGCUAAUUUUAAAAAAAGAAAUUGAAAGUGACUGUGUGACACAAGCCCCAUAUAUAAAAGGAGGAAAUAAAGGGGUUCAGAGGAAAAGAGGUAAAAGGAAAAGAGAAACCACAUGGACCAUAAAGCAAGAGAGAAUGAUAGGCAGGCUGAGACAGAGGAUUACACACUCUGGUUUUUUAAUACAGUCUUUAAUCCUAAUGUGUUGAAUGGACGGUUACUGGAGAGGCUAAGCCUUUCUUUCUCUAUGAGACUCACUCUUCAUUCAACACACAAAUAUACAUAUGUAAAUACACAAUGUAUGCAUAUCCCCUACUUAAUAUGCAGGUGAAAUUCAUAUUGAGAUGAUUAGACGUGUGCAGGAGCGCAGCAUAAACAACAAUGAACUUCAACAAAGAAAACAGACAAACGGAAAACACAACAUCCAAUAUAGCAUUUAUCCGAAACUGAAACUUGUGUACUCCACCCUCACUGUUGUGGUAAACUUCCCCUGACACUGGCAAACCAUGCGUGCUUCUUAUCAAGUCAUCCACAGAGACAGCUGUCCAGCACUUCCUCCUCCUCUGAACACGAGGUUGUGGGGUGUCAACCUGCCUACCCAGCACUGAUGGGGUUAGUGCUGCUGAAGGGGCUCUGCCCAUUGUUUCAACACUUUUACACUGACUGAAAAUCAAUUUAAAGCUCCUGUAGAGAACUUUGGAUUUGUGUCACUUUAGUGCCCACUGAGGACAAGGCAAUUAUUUAUUUAAAUACUGUCUUCUGACUAAAAUCCCGCUAAGUUUUGAUAUUCAGAGGUAUGAUUUUUCAUGAAAGUAAGAAGCAGGACUGUCUCUUCAGCUACUCAUCUGACAUCUAACCCCUUUGCACUGGUUUCAGGAACUGAAAUGGCUUUUGUAUGUCUUAAAAAAGCAUGGAUAUGAAUUUUGGUCUAUUUCAUAAUAUCAAAAAACUCCCCACUGGAGCUUUAAGUUGUAUCCCAAACUUGAUUAAUUAAGAUAUUGAACUUGCUUGUUAUUUAUCCAUUUCUAAUGAUGUUCAAAUUUCUGAUUUAUCCACAUCCCCAGCUCUGUGACCAACACAUCACCUCAUAAAUUGGUUGUUUGCUGUAGUUUAAUUAUGAACACUAUCCUCUUAUUUUGAAGUAUACUACUUCUAGUCUACUGUAACUUACAGGACUAAAUGCAAUUUGAGAUUCAAAUGCAGAAUUACUUCCAAGCUCUUCUCUGUUAGUUUAACCUUGUGCUGACUUGUUUACUGUCUUACUCAGAGUAAGACGGAGUGUAAACAUAAGUUCAUUCUGUCUGCGUUCAGUGGAUCGACAGGUCUGGGAUUUGAUAGCUUUGCUGCAGGGACUAGAGGUGGGGAGGGGAAACCUGCCACCAAAAGAAGAGAAACGGGACUCUUUGUUAUUCCAGAGUUAUCUCAGACAUGUUAUAUGUAUGUUCUCGGCUGGUUUAGGAGGAUUCGCUGAAAACUUGGGGAAUCCUGCAGUUGUCUUCAGAGUUUGUUGUAAUCUGGACUGAAAGUUAAACAGUUUUUGUAAUGUGGAGGGAGGUUGUUGUCAAAGGAAAGUUGAAGCAGUUUCAAAAGUAGUAAGAGUGGUGAGACAUUAUUUUCACUGCUGAGUGAUGAAUUAAGUCCAUGCUUCAGAUUUUAUUGUAACUGUGAAGCUCCUUUAAUUGCUAGUUACGGUUACACCCUAGUGUAGGUAAUGUGCUCUUACACCUUCCAAAUGAGGGAUGUUAUUUUGCCACUCUUAAUUUCUUAUCUCUGUGAGGAUCCACCUAUGAAGAGAACUUUUCACCUGCAUUACCACAUCAAUUUAAAAAAAAACGUCAACAAAGAAAUGAAGACAAGAAGUUCACUGUGAUGGAUUACCUAUCUCAUCCAUGUUUCAAGUCUCUGCAAGUUGAUUUUCAUGCCAUAUUGGCAUCAAUUGAAACCUCCUGUUGCUGAAAAAUGCACUCAUCAGUCCAAGACGGUUUGAGAGAGGUUAAUGGAAGUUUGCAAAAAACCAAAUCAGAUUGAGUCAGGUGUGUACAAAGUUAGGCAAAAGUGCCGUAGAAAUCACAGCAAUGCGAUUAUGAUUUGUGUAAGUGCAUGAGUUUUUAAAAGCUCUACAGUAUAGCUUUAAGUUUUGGCACAGGGAUUUGUUAUUUACGUGCAGGUUGAGUCAUUAAAUAAACACACAAGCAGAGCUAAGAAAGCAGUGCUAAUCCUGGGAUGUUUUUUUUUAUUACUAGGAUGACCUGAAUGGUGCCUGUGGGUGCAAUCCUAUCAAGAGAUCGCACAGGGUCAUAAACAAGAGGGGGAUUGGGGUGAAGUCAAGAGCAAGGAGUGAGAGAGGACAAGUACAAGGAGUGAAAUGAAUGCAGGAGAGUAGAUGAGAGAGAAGCUGAGGUGAAGAGGAGGAGGAUCUAAUAACAGAGGGAAGUAAAGGUGGAUAAAGACAAAGAUGAGAGAUUCUUGCGUCAUCGCUCUGCUUCACACACAGAGCUGGAGUCUGUACCAACAAAUUGCAGCAGUGCUUCAUGUGUCAUCUUACAGCUCAGGUGAUUCUUUAAACUCGUGAAUGAACGUCGUUAUUGUGGAUUGUUUGUGUAAUCGUCCGCUGGUUGUGUGAUUCAACCCGCAGAGAAGCAGUCAUAACAGUGUGUUGCAUUACAAACCCCACAGAGGGCACUUAAUCACCUCUGUUUGUCUCAGCGUGGUUUUAUAUUUAACCUCGAGGAAGAUUUAUGGACCAAAGGGGGAGACAUUCGCCAAGCUAAGAGCAUGUAUUAAAAAAAAAAUGAAGAUACAGCACCACAAAGAGGAGCAGAGGGAGCUUCAAAAUUAAGUCUGCCAUUUUUAUCCCUUUUUAACACCGAAACCCAAGUAGCUAUUAAAAGAUCACUGGGCUUUUCUUCUUGUAACAGACUGUGCUGUGGAGGGAAAUGCUAUUAAUGCCUUCCAGGAGAAUCUAAAAAUGUGCAUGUUCGCCCUGUAUUUAAACAUUAAUCACUUCCUGCCUUUCACUCCAACAGUCCAGUGUAUCCAUUUGGAACAACUAUAAAUACUUUUGAUUUCCAAACAUGGGGCAUAUUUUAAGUAUCCCAGAGGGGCAAUUAUUUUUACAGCCUGCAGUGCUCCAUGAGCAUGACAUGAAACAAUGGAAAGUGAUAAUAAGAAUAAUACAUGGGACAUCAGAAAACAAACUAAAAUAGUUUAACAGCAGUGGCAAUAAAUAGAUAUUGAAUCCAGCCUGGCUAAGAGGAUGUAUCUGUAUCCAGAGAGGUGCAACAAGAUGUCUGUUAAAAAUGGAUGGCUUGGUUCUCUAAUGAUUAGCUGAGAGUUUUAAAAAGUUCUCACAAGUCAGUGUGUUGUCCGCAGUAGUGCCAAGAUACUUGUACCACUUCUUAGUCUAGUCUUUUACAGUUAUGGCUUUUUUUCACAAUUUUCUUUAUGUUGACAGUGGGAUUCUUCCUAAAUCAACUUCCUAGUCCUCACUUUUAGACACAUCCACUUCUCAAAAGAAUGAUGUGUCAAAGUGCGACAUGUUUAUCAAUCAUGUAGGAAAGUAACUGUACGCUUUCUACAAUGGGCAUGAUACAAGAAAGAUAUUUCUUAAUGACAUGUUACUGCUUUUUGUGUGCCAAAAAUAAUCAACAGGACAUCCAGUUUUAGCUAGUUUGAAGCUGUUUUGAAGAUGUUAAUAAAUCAUGUAGGAAAGUAACUGUACACUUACUCACUGAGCAUUUUUGGUCUAAAAGAGGUCUGAUAAACAUCUAAAUGUAGCCUAGACGACUGGUCUAAAAUCAGGCUACCACAGGUCUAAAACAGAAAGAUUUUUAGACAUCUAAAUUUAGACCAAGCUUAGACUAAGUCUAAAUCUGGGCUAUAUCUAUACUACACUGUAUAUUGCUCAACGGCUAUCAUGAUUAUUUUGGUUAAGUACUUGGAGAUCAGUUAUGCAACUCAAAGUACAACUCACAACACACGAAUAAUGGGUUAAAGUGCAACGUCUAAAUACUGUCUAAAAAUAUACAGAAUCUAGAUGUUUGAAAUUAGGUCUAAAAAAAAAGCUAGACAUCUAGUAGCCGUCUAUUGCUCAGUGGGUAGGUUCAUAAAAUUCAUGAGAACAAUGGACGUAAUACAAAAAGAUAUUUCUUAAUGACACGUUUUGUUUGUAAAAAUAGUCAACAUAACAUCCAGUUCUAGUGAGUUUGAAGCUGUUUUUUUGUGACAGCUGAGCUUCAAGUGUGUCUGCUGCAGAAAAGGUAAAGCUGUGGAUAAAAAAAUGCACAUUUUGAGCUCAUACUGAGUAUUUACAGUAACAGGGACAGAGAGUGUUUAAUCGAUUUAGUUAACCUAAAGUAUCCAGAUGCGUUGUCUUGAAGGGAGUAUCAAUUAUUGAAAACAUGUAGACCCGUUUAUGUAGCUACUUAUAACAUCUUUUGCUUGAAAUUGGAGCUAGAAGCUGUAAAAAAAAAGAUGUUUCUGCCAGGAUCAACUCAUUGUUAACAUGGAGCUUUUUGACAGUUUAAAAAAAACAUUUCACAAGCAGUGUUCUCUCAAUAGCGCUACACUUCCACUGAAGCUGCUGGUCCUGUGGCUACAGAGCAAACCUGCGUGUGUGUGUGUAAAUAAAUCACAGGUUUUAUCCAAACAGUGUAAUUGCAUGUUAGUGAGUGCCUCAUGACUAAUGUGAUUACUCACCUUCUUUCAGUUAGUGCGUUUUCUUCUUUUUUUCUUGCUGCAAAUGUUGUAUUUCUCCCUUAAUAUGGCCCUCUUGGACUGAGUUUUUGACAUCCAUGGGGUUGACCAGAGGCGGCAGGACAAAUACAUGUAGAGGUGAUUAUGAAUGCAGAGUGAUGGGAACUGCUACGUUCAUAUGUAGUGAAAUACACCUACCCUAAUGAAAGGGUAGAUAUCUGCUUUGCUAGUUCACAGUCUGUUCUCCAAAUGUCAGCGUUCUCCUCUUCUUCUUCUUCUUUCCAGGGUUGUAAACACUGCAUUGUGUUUUUGCUGCAGAGGAGCUCAAGAUAUCUUCUGCAGGGUGUAUUUAAACUUCUUCCUUGUGCUGCAGUGGAAGCUUUUGUUCUUUUUAAGAGGCUGUGUGGAAAUGAUGAUGGGCUGUUUUUGAGAGUUAUUUUUAAGCAUUGCCACUACUAACCCGAAGUGCAACAAAAAUCUGCACCUCUUUGCAGAGAAGAUGUUUACUGCAUCUGGAGUUUUUACUGCAAAUGUACCAAGAUAAAAAUGGAGGUUGUUUCUGUGGUAGAUUAAUAACUUAAUAACAGUGAAAAGAGUAUACAGCAAUGUGGCAUUUAGUCAUAAGCUCAAAUUCUUGUGAAUCUCUCUUCCAGAGGAGAGGGAGUCACCUGGCCACAGAGAAGUCACUCCGUUAAAGCCAGACUUCACAGCAUGAGAUUUGCUUAUCGUCUGGGCCGCAGCAUCAGAUUCCCGUGCAGAUAAUGAAACGUUGUUGGAGCAAACAAUGACCGUGCUGGAGGAACACACGUGUAACCAUAGACCAGAGAGGGUCCCCAGGGUGAGGAGAAAGAGACAAUAAGAAGAACAGAGAGCUGACUAGCAAGGAUGUGUUGCUUCAUAAAGGAGGAUGUAUUGCUCCUGAGGGAGGACUGCAGCACCACCUGUGUCUGUUUGUGUGUGUGUGUGUGUGUGUGUGUGUGUGUGUGUGUGUGUGUGUGUGUGUGUGUGUGUGUGUGUGUGUGUGUGUGUGUGUGUGUGUGUGCACAUCUCAGUGGGUGGUUUGACCACAUUCCUGUGAAAGGGAGUGCUAUCUGUCACACAUGUUUGAUGAACAGAUUGAGCUUCAGCAGGGUUCAGGAAAUGUCCCACGCAGAUUCUUUCAUUCACAGAUCUGACAACACUGACACAUGCAGACACUCACAGUCUCCGCACGCUGUUUUGAGUGUCCGACUGUAAUUUGUUUGUGUGUGUCUGAAAAUAUGGCUUCAGAUUUGUGUCACUCUCGCAGACACAGUGUAUUUUUAUCUUCAGGUUACUCAGGGCGAAGUAUAUGAUGUUGUUUUCACUUAAAGUGUGUGUGCUUUCAGUGUUAUUGAAUAAAUAAUCACUUAUCGCCAUCUGGGUGAAUAAACACAUUGCUUUUGCUCGUAACAGCGGUCUCAAACACUCAACACUCACUUUCUCUCCUUUCUGCCCUCUUUUCUUUUUGCAGGAGAAGCAAAAAACAUCCCUCCAUACCCGGGGCCAAACAGGAUGAGGGACUGUUACUGUACCGUCAACCUGGACCAAGAAGAAGUCUUCAGGACCAAGAUCAUUGAGAAGUCACUUUGGUAAGUUUAAGGCGCAACUUCAGAACUUCAGUGUUGUUCGUCAUUUCCUCAGAUGGCAAACCUCAAGGCUCAGAUUAUACGAAAAUGUCAUCAGAUAACUGAAAGUUGUGUCUCGACUCCUAGAUGAGAAGAUAUUAGAUUGAGGUCACUGGGUUUGAGCUGAUGUUGUGGCUCACUUAUGGCCUCUUUAUAAAACACUUUUGGAUUUAUUUAUUCAUUUUGAAUCAUAACAUAGCCUACCCUCUCCUAUCCUUUCAGUUCCUCUCCACUGACACUGUAUCCUAUCUGAGCAUAUCCUAUCCUUCCAUAUCUUAACCUUUAUUUCCUUGUGUGUCCUAUCCUUUUCUAUCAUAUCAUAAUGUAAUGCAUCGUAUCUUAUCAUAUUUAGGGUUGGGUAUCAUUUGAUUUUGAACGAUUCCGAUUCCUCUUUUCGAUUCCGGUUCCUAUCGAUUCUCUAUUCCGAUUCUUUUAAAAGACAGGAUACUAAAAAAAAAUGCAUGGUUUAAAUGAGGGUGCUAACCAGAGUUCUUCUUUUUAGACAAAAUUUCUGAACUUCUCCAUGAAUUUUUUAAUUAUAUCAACUUUUUAAGAACUUUACUAUGAAUUUCUCACAGGGCUAUUUUCAACCAUAACCAUAUAAAUAUAAAUUUUUGUUUUAAGGUAGUUUGUCUAUGAAAAAGUACAAGGGCUAACGUUAGUUGUAUAUUUAAGUUGACCCUCCUUACACAGUACAAUUUAUUUGCCACUUUAAUGUUAGCAGCGGACAGAAGUAAUUUACUGUUUCACUCAUCUGAUUCUGGCUGGUUUGCGGAAGACAGGCGAAGCGUGUCAAAGAAGGGCACUCAGGUAUUUCUCCUCCAUGAAUCCUGAGGUGUUUAAUCAUGUUGGUCGUUCACCCGCCUUUGCAUGAUGUAACUGUAUUGCUAACGUUGCACUGUGAUAAGAGUUCAUUCUUCCAGCUAAAGUUAGCCAAACUGUUGACCACAGCCGCUGUGGGUUGCAAUGCACUUUCUCUCUCUCUGUCUCUCUUCUCUCUCUGUUUGGCUUUGUCUCAAAGGCUUUGUCCUUAUUGGUGUUCGGCGGCGUCUUCCUCGUUGGUGUUCAGCGGCUAUUUCUUCCGGUUGGCGGACUCCCGCAUUGAAACUUGGAAUCGAAAUUUUAAGAUUUGAACGGUUCCGGGAGAACCGGAACGUUAGUCCCGGUCCCCAUCGAUGCUCGAGACUCGAUGCCCAACCCUAAUCAUUUUGUACCGUAUCAUAUCGUAUUGUAUCGGGCCAUAUCUUAUAACAGGCUAAAUUCGAGUCAAAUGACCAUAAUUUAAAUACUCUGUGUCACGUGGAAAAUAUUGAUUAAAAUUCUAAAUUCCUGUAUAGAUUGAGAUCAUCUCUACCCUGGUUCUUAUUGUAAAUUUGGCCGCUCUUACGAAGAAACAAUUAAGGUAGAAAACAAAGAAAUCUGACUCAUAUUUAAUGAAAGAUCUUGUAUUUAGAGGAAUUUUAAUAAGCCUUAAUAAAACUCCUUGUGUGUGUGUGCGUGUGUGUGUGUGUGUGUGUGUGUGUUGAGUAACAUAAAAAGUCAGUAAUUGUAUGCAGCAGCCUUGAGGGCUCAGCUCAUGAGAUCCACAUUUAGCUGAUUUCUAUGGCUCUCAUUUAAGUAAUGCAGAGUGGGGCUGUUGAUGUACCUCCUGGAGUAUAAUCACAAGUAUGCGUCGUUUUGCUGUGGAGUGGCACAUGACUCUUGGCAUCAUGUAAAUACAUGUGGUCUGGAGUCAAGUGAUUAAUCAACAAGAUCAAUCACUUCAGAGCAAAAAAUCUGAAGCAUUUCAAAGCAUUCAUUUCCUGUGCAUGUGAUCGUGUAACAUGAACAGUCCUCACUUUCUUCUGCUGGCCAUCAGGGACAAAAAAACACACAUACACACACACAGCACUCUAUACAGGAGAAUUAUGUAAAUUAUUUAGGUUUGACUACCAGGGAUACGUUGAAUGGAGGCAGGUGAUGUAUGGCAACAUUAUGUAACACUGAAAUGUUGUUUGAAGGCAUUUUCAUAUGUAAAUUUCAUGUUUUGCAUUGACGUUUCUUGGUGAUCAGGGCUUGUAGCUAGAAUUCCAAGAUUUAAGGUUGCAUAUUGAAGUAAAAAAAUUACUUUCAUGUUUUUGGUAAACCGGCUACCUUUAGAUGAAAGAAACCUCUAAUCCCAGUUUUCCCUGUUGUCCUCUUCCUCCUUCAGUCCGUUCUACGGGGAGGAUUUCUACUGUGAGAUCCCACGUAGCUUCAGACACCUCUCCUUCUAUAUCUUUGACAGGGAUGUCUUCAGGAGGGACUCCAGUAUCGGUGAGUUAGCAGCUGCUUCAUCUAAACCUGGGACUCGUUUAUUAACUUAGCAGCUAAAAUGUUUCCUGGCAGCCUCAUUUUUCUGUCGUUUAUUUAAAGUUUUAAUAGAACAUGUUAAAUGUAAGAGUUGAGCCAUAGAUUAUUUAAUUCACAGUUUGCCCCUGAAUACCAGGCUAAUCUAACCAGCUGCUUCCUGUUGCCACACAAAAAUAACACCUUCAUCAUUCAAAAGAUGUGUGUUUGUGUGACAGGAUGUUUUUAAAGUGUGACUGGGUGUGUCAGGUUGCAAACCGUCAGAUUUGUGUUUGUGGGUCUGUGACCACUGAGAACCUCUCCCAUGGUGUGAUUUGUAUCAUCAACGCUAUCACAGCUCGUGCAUAUCUGAGUGUGAUUAUGGGUGUGGGAACAAGAAGUCAACUUGUUAGUUUCGAUAGAGAAAUGACUGGUUCAUUUCCAGGGUAUUUCGCGGGCACAGGGGUUGUUUCUGCACCUGGUGCCUGUCUAUGUGCUAUAAAAAAGAUUGACACACUUUUGCUUUUAAUGCUAUGUUGGGCACAUCUGAGGGGGUAAUGGAUUUCUGUUUUCAACCUAUCUGUCUUUUUGUGUUAUAAUGUGUGUGUGUUGUAAAUGUGCAGGCAAGGUCGCAGUGAAGAAAGAAGACCUGCAAAAAUAUCACGGCAAAGACACCUGGUUCCAGCUUCACCCUGUCAGCGCUGAUUCAGAGGUGCAGGUCAGUACAGAGAGAAAACACACGACUAAGCAGCGUCAUUCAAAACAAAGCACUCUCUCGACUCUCUGUUCUUCUCUUGGAUUUCCAGUUUUGUUACUCAUCUACUUCACAAAAACAUCUGAAAAAAAAGAAACCCUGUCUGUACCACAAUGACCAAAUGUAGCAGUUGCUCAGAUUAGUGUUUUCUUUUACUCUUUAAAGACCCACUCCGAUAAAAAUCAUGUUUUUCUUGUUUUUUAUAUGUUCAUUUGGCAUUUUUCUGAUGCUACAGGACAUAUCAUGAGAAAAAUGAGUGUGAAAUCGCAUCUCUGAGUAUUUCUCUGACAGUCACAGACCCAAACGGCAGGUUCAGAAACAGUGAGAUUUCAUACAUAGCAAAUCCAAGCUCCGCCCCCGGAGCCCUGCGAUGCAGGACAGACUUGGAGAAAUAGAGACGACAAUCGUGGAACAAGCGUGUGUGGCAGCAGAUUGCAAUCCUCGUAAGAAAGCUAAUUAUGAUAUUAACUUUAACCAUGUCACUAAAGACAUUAGUGUCUGAGUGCUGAAUAGCUCCUAUGUUACCUGCUACUUCUGCUGCACAAGCAAUGUUAGGCUGCUAGCUAGCGUGAAGACGAGUGUGCAGAGCAGCGCCGUCUCCGCCCACGACUCAGAGGCAAAUUGCUAAUAAGCUACUGGAGCUCUGCAGUGGAAAAGUCUUUAAAAAUGACACAGGUAACGCGAUUUUGGCUAAAAACUUAAUAAUCACAAUUCAAAGACCACUGAGAACACUUUAAGUAGUAAAAAAAACGAUUGGAGAGGGACUUUAAAACAUUUUGUAAAGCUGGGUUUACAGUUAUCAGACAGAGUCAAAGGUGAUAAAGUUACCAAAGAGAGCUUUAAGAUAUCCACAGUAGCUACAUACAGUAAAUACACUAUCAAUAAAGGUGUUCUUGUUUUGCAAAUGCACUCUGAAGCUUCCACUCUUCCAUUCUCAGCCUUUAUUUGCAUAGAUAGGAGAUAGUGUGUCUGCAUUAAUGUUUCCAGCAGGGCAGGACCCAAAUAAACACAGGUAUGUAUUCACCUGAAACAUCUGAGCUGCAGGGUCAAAGUCACCUGCUGGUUCAUCCUGUAUAUACAGAAGAUCCUAAUUAUUUUAAACUCGUAAACACAACCUGUAAAAAGAUCACUGGGUGAAAGUGCAAAGUCAAAAUCAAUACACUUUCUGUACGAGGAGGAUUGCAGAAUGAGGUGAUCUUAUACAGUAACAGAAACAUGUUUUUAAUUCUUAUCUUAAACAGCUGUGAUGUUUUUGGAAAAAUAAGAGACUAUCCUGAUCAAAUGAGCUUAUUUAUUCCCAUUUAUUCAUUGUUAAAUGAUCUUUAUUGGGGGAAUUCACAUGCAACUUUUGGCACAGUGUUUCUGAUAAGCAUGAGGUCAAACUCAAAAAGGAAAAAAAAAGCAUGUUUGCGCAAUUUACAGUAUCAUUUCAAUUUGAUAUUUCCCUUUCUGACACAUGGUUUGUCUGACAUGGAGACUGCACCUCCCACUGAGCGAUAGCAGCAGGUUAAUAACACAGCGCACACUAAGACUGAAAAAAAAGCUUUAUUUGUGUUUGUUUUUUACUGCGAGUGACUCACAUCUGUGAUUCAUAAAAGUGUCAAGUAAUCAGGUUUUAAGCUGUGCAUGCUUAUUUAAUACAUGUGCUCAUUUUCUCCUAUUCAGUAUUCAACAGUCUCACUCACCCACAGAUGCACGCACAGACAGGAACGCACACACACACAGAGUGACAGACAGUCAGAUCCACAGCGAACAGUAACAUCUGCAGACAGAUGGGUGUGUGUAGCCCUGGAGCAGGGAUCUGAAACAGAGACACAUUCAUCCGAGGAGCCGAGCAGAGGAAGGAUGUGUGAGAGAAUGAGUGUAAAGAGAGAAAGCGAGGGAGAUGGAUCAAAUGAAGAAGGAAGAUAGAGUGACUCUCUUCCCUUUUCAAUAGAGGAUGCAUUGUUUGGCCUGUGCGCACAUGUGUAAGUGUGUGUGUGUGCUUGUUCCCUCUGCUUGAAUCGUCCAGAAAGAGAAACGCCUGUGAGUUUGCAUACUGAUGCUGUUAAUUAAUGGAGCUUUUCUAGACAGCUGCACCACCACACUGUCAUUAUGUCAUUAAUCCAAUCACUUCCAGGGUAAAUUAUUUCGGCAUGACUUCAGGCUCGCGGAUAUUUUCUUUCAGUGUCUCUGUCGACAGGGGAUGACACUUCUCAAACAUAUGUUUAGUCCUGGAAAGAAAUGUUGUUCAUCCAAGUUGUUUGUUAUUGUCCACAGAUAAGGCCUCUUCUAAAAUACUUUUCAACCAUUUACAGUUAAUUCAAUUAAAGACUAAAUUUUGGCACCAUGGAUAAUAAACCAAAAACUUCAGGUUUUUUUGUCAGAAAAACUAUCACGUUUAAAGGGAUAUUCCAGCGUAAAAUUAAUUUAGGCUCAAACACACUGUAACACUGAGUUAGACACCCCCUCAAGAGAUGAAUGUUGCAGGAUGCUUGCUUCACUAGUUAUACUACCUUUAGUAACAACCGCAUGAUAGCAAUACACAGCAGUCUGAGGAGCCAUAAACAAACCUCAACCAAAACGCCACUCUAUAGCCACAAAUAAUACUCAGAACAGCACCUAACUUCAUCAACAGUACAUGUAGGGUCCCAGCCACCAAACAUCUUUUUAACUUUGCCUAAUUUCUUUAGCAAAGAGACUAAACACAACUCACCUACUCUCUUCCAGCAGCCUCUUGUUUGUAGCGAGACCUCAGGCCAGUCCACUAUGGACUGCAGUGGGCUGACGCAGCUCAAGGAAGAACAUUUACGAUCAUUUCUUUAUUAUUUCCUUGAAGUAAUAAUCAUCAUAUUAAACAUGUUGCAUUGCAGACACGGUAGUUUUUCUGCCUUAGCGCCUCAGUCUGAUUGCAUUUCCAUGAAGAAAUGAUCAUAAAUGUUCUUCCUUGAGCUGCGUCGCCCCGCUGUAGUCCGUAAUGGACUGGCCUGAGGUCUCGCUACAAACAAGCGGCUGCUGGAAGAGAGUAGGUGAAUAUUGUUUAGUCUCUUUGCUAAAGAAAUUAGGAAAAAUUAAAAAGAUGUUUGAUGGCUGGGACCCUAUAUGUACUGUUGAUGAAGUUAGGUGCUGUUCUGAGCAUUAUUUGUGGCUAUAGAGUGGCGUUUUGGUUGAGGUUUCUUUAUGGCUCCUCAGACCGAUGUGUAUCAAGCGGUCGGCAACAUUCCAUCUCUCGAGGGGGUGUCUAACUUGGUGUUACGGUGUGUUUGACCCUAAAUUAAUUUUACGCUGGAAUAUCCCUUUAAGUUGUACUGAGGAUUUUAAACAUAACUGAGAGCCUUGCUGCAUUGAGUGACUGACGGGUGCAGCUGUCUGCUUCUCUGUGGCUGAUUUGAUUAAUUGACCCUGACCUACCAUCAUGGAUUUCACUGGCUUGCGUGGUGAGCACAUGUGAUAUGCAGAUUCUAAGGUGUUCACGGAUAGACAGCAGAACUCCAGACAUGAACAUUCACAAGCGUGUGUAACGAGGGUCCGUCUGUGUGCUUGUUUCCUGCAGGGGAAAGUGCACCUGGAGCUGCGUCUAAGUGAAGUCAUCACAGACAGUGGAGCCAUCAACCAUAAACUGGCCACACGGUGAGGCUGCACGCACAGAUACACACACAGAUGUUGUUUGGCGUGUUUUGUUUUUUUAUUCAUGCACUGUGUUACGCAUCUAUCACCUUAUCUUUGAGUUUUUUUGCAGCAUUUUCACAAAAUCUAUAUGAGAUAAUUCAAAACUAAUAACCAGUGGAUGAAUCCUGACUAACUUGGUGAUCUGCUGACACAAAACGUCACAUCAGAGCUUCAUUUGCUCAAACAAAAACCUGAUUUUUCCAAGUUUAAGACACUCAGAUGAAAGAAAAAUGUACUUUUCAUCGCUAUUAUUGCUUUGUCACUGUGAACAUGGAUACCAGUGUUUUUGCUCAAUUUAAGGGUUUUGUAAGAGCUCUCUAUGAUGGCUUAAUUUAUGCAACGAGCUUCACAAUCCCUCCAAGGUGCAUGGCUUGUUGCCCAGCAACAGCUUUUGACUGGUAUAGAGCUGGUUGAAGGUUAGGGCUUUUUGACAAGCAUGAAUCUGUUCCUGAAUGUUUGAAUCAAUAUGUUGUGGUGUAAGAGUCAUGAGCUCAUAAAUCUGCCCGGCUACAGCGCGGUGUCAUUGUUUGGUUUGCGGUGUGUGAAACGUGGUCGUACGUCCGUGCGGUAUGUGAACCUUAAUGUCUGCAGGGGAUCAAUGAUAAUCAAUGAUUAUUUGGUGUGUACAUGUGUGUGUGCCUGUCUGCUCCCCCCGGCUCUUCUUCUGUAACAUGUAGCAGUAAAGUCCGAUGAGGAGCCAGCGUGGCUCCGUUCCCAGAGCACAUUGUGGGUAAGGAGCUUAGAGCGAGGGGUCCUCUCGUUAGAUCUCUCUAGAAAGACACGUGUACAGAGCCGCAUCCAUUCAGCUCCACAGAUCAGCUGGAAGAAAUAUUAGCCUUUGAAUUUCUUUGUGUUCAGAAAUGAGGAGGAGAAAGAUAUUUGUGACAUGUACAUUUGCUGACAAACUUACAAAGUUUGUAGGAGCAUUUCUUUAAUAGGAACCAGAUCUACUUCAUUUCCAUUUGGUGCUACUUGAUUCUCACACUGAACCGCAGUUCAGAGAAAAGAAACUUUUCACUCUUCUAUAUUUAGUAAUGUGGCUUUUUUUAAAACUCCUUUUGAUACAAACUUAUAUAGGAAACCAGACAAUGACCAUUUCUGUUACUUCCAAAGUCUGGAAAUGCUGCUGAAGGGUAGGUGUGAAAAAGCCUUUUUGUUUUUACACUAGGAAGGAUUCACAAAGAGAUUAACUUAAAACAAAGCAGAUUUUUUUUGUGACUGAACACUCCAUUGCAAUUCCAAGAAGUAUUCAGCAAAGGCACAAGAAGGAGAUUUUCUCCCCUGGUGGUGCCAAAGCUAACACAAACAAAAAGCUCCUCUCAAGAAGAGCUACUGGAGCUACUAUGUUCAGUUUAUCAUGAACAAAUACCAACAUGACAGGCAAGUACUUUGACAAUAUUGACAUGUUUGCGAUAAUGAUGUAACCCCAUGUUUUACAAUUUACACGCUAAACUGUCAGAUUUUUUGCAUAAAAGGGGCUUUUGUGCUAAAAACCUUAAAAUUGUGUCUACCAAAUCUGCUCUUUUGCUAACUUUUUGUAAACUUUUAUUUAAAGUUUUCGGUAACACUUUAAUUCACGCCUAUCUCUAUAACGCAUUAAAAAUACAUGUAUAAUGCGUUAUAAUCAUGCUAUAGUUGUCAACACUCAUAAAUGAUCAUAAUGCUCCAUAGCAAUAAUCAUAACACAUUAUAAAGCAUUUUAUCAUGACUUACAAGGUCAGGUAUUAUAAUGUGUUUUAACUGUUAACAACUCACUGACAACGCCCACAUAGAUAACGCAAUUCAACUGUUGUUAACAUUUUUAAUGCAUUAUAAUACCUUAAUAGGUCAUGAUAAAAUGCUGUAUAAUGUGUUAUGAUUAUUGCUAUAAAGCAUUAUGCAUAAUAGCAUAAUAUUUAUAAUGCGUUAUAGAGAUAGGCGUCAAGUAAACUGUCACCAAGUUUUCUUAUGCAGCAAUAAUUGGUGUUGCAUUUACAAAUACUCACAAAAUUAGUUCAUAGUAAGUAAAAAAUUAUUUUCAAUUUCUGCCACACUACCUUUUUUAUAGUCAAAAUUUCUCUCUUUCUGCACUAACCUCAGGUCUACUUGGCUACGAAGGAGCUGCAACUGCUUAUGUUGAAAAAUGAAACCAGUGUGAAGGUUCAGAAAACUGCAGCUUCUUGAGGGUCCCUUUGAGGGUCCCAUCAAAGCCCAUUUUAACACCUCCUUUCCACUAACAUAAGUGUCCAUAGGUACAUAGAAUAACUGAUGAUGCCUCUAGAGUUCAGCACAAGGGAUGUACAUAUCUUUACUGAAAAAAUGGAAAACCACAGACUCUACUUGUUUCCCUCCUCAAACUUCCAGUCUUCAGUCUCAUGCAUGCAGACCCAGCUGGCAUCCCUUGACUUUAUUAGACUUCCCACAGUUCACUCUUUACAGCCACCAAAGUUCAAAGUAACUUCUUUCAGAUAUACAGUGCCUCAUCACUUCUAAACAGACUGGUGUGAUGUAUACCACAAUCAUUUUAUACAGUAUCAAUACUUCCUUCUCCGCUGUAGUUGUCUGUCAUUGAGUUUUGAUUUUAUAGCAAAAAGAUGGGAAAGUUUCAAUCUACUGUCACAAUUGAAUUCAACAUUUAGGUCUUCUUGUUUUUAAUUCUUCACCAUUCAGCCGUCAACGACAUCGACUUAUUCUCACGCCUGUUUUUUUUUUGUGUGAGGUUUUGGUACAGUGAUGUAAUUCCCUUUUCCUUCUCAUUUGAGUGAAACUGUUUUUGACAGGAUGCGUGGGCGCAGAAAAUAAAGCAACCCAUUAACCUAAUAUGAGUAACGUCAACUAAAACAAAUAAGUCUGCCUCAUCACCGCUGUCUGACAUGUCAGCGCCCACAGCGAUGAGGAGAGAGAGCGAGGGAAAGAGAGAGAGAGGCAGAGCUGAAUAGUAGGCCAAGCAGGGGUUAUAUAAACAAGCUUAUUGGACAGGAAGCGCUCUGGCAUUAGUGAUGCUUAACCCAGGCCCCUCCUUAUUCCUUGUUAGGAACCUGUGUGUGUGUGUGUACGUGUGUGUUUAGUACAGUUGUGGGCAGUGUGGUGAUUUGCUGUGUAAUUCACCAUGAGCUGUGAGUAGUGGUGCAUCACCAUGACACACAGGAAGCGAUUCGUCCUGUCGGGUGUCCUGUCCUGUUUGGGUGUUAAUCCCCUUACAGAAUGAUGUCAUUGUACCGAACUCUCACACACAGAAAGAGACACAGAUAGAUAGAUAGAUAGAUAGAUAGAUAGAUAGAUAGAUAGAUAGAUAGAUAGAUAGAUAGAUAGAUAGAUAGAUAGAUAGAUAGAUAGAUAGAUAGAGACAUAGAUAGAGACAUUGAAAGAUGGUAUUAUAAUUGUUUCUAACUAUACUAAUUUUCUCUAAUAGUUAACUUUUCAGAGGACUGUAGUUUUAGUUAGUUCUUUUAUUUUACAUAGAUAAAUAGAUGAGUGACUGACGGCCCUGUUGACAAAUCUGGGCCACUGCUGUGUACUGUACCGGGUCAGCUGAGUGGCCAAGUGCUGAGAGAGGACGCAAGAAACAAGUAUAACAUUGAACCAUUUAUUACGGCUCAGUUAAAUGCAUGUUUUGGUUUGUGGUGAGAGUGUGACUCCAGCUCACUGAGGCAGUCUCUUACUUCAUAUCACACAGUGGGCUGAAAUAAAGACACACUGUCAAUUUUAUAUACAAUAUGCUUUUUUUAAAAUGAUAUUUGGAUAGUUUGCAUUAAACUGGAUUUUUAGGACUCUAAAUGAUAAGUUCAACAGAACUUAAGCUACGUAUAUAAACUUUAUUAGCAGUUUGACCCCAUUUAGAUCUUUCCUCCUUUGUGGAUCUUCCUCUAAUGGCCGUGUACGAGUCUUUAAAUUCAGGACCUGAUGAGGUUGUCCUCAGAAUAAAUCACUGAAUGUUUCCUCAGAAUUUUGCAUUUUUUCUUCCUCUGAUGAUCAUUACGAUGGAGUAUUAGGGCCACAUUAAGAAAAAAAAAUUAAGACUUCGAGAAAAAAAGUUGUUGAUUUACAAGAAUAAAGUGAUUACUAACGAGAAUAAAGUCGUAAUAAAAUCAUUACUUACGAGAAUAAUGUCGUAAUAAAGUAAGUCCUUAUAAUCUAACCUGUUGUUUAAGAGGACAGUUGUUGACAUGAGAGCCAUGGAGCAUUUCGUAAAAAUGUACUUCAAUAUAUGUAACUUAAACAAGGAGAUACUUUAUUUUUCGGCACACAGCACCACAUAAUCAUAAGUAUCAUGAUAUUUUUUUACGACUUCAUUCUCGUAAGUAAUGAUUUUGUUAUGACUUUAUUCUUGUAAGAAAUUACUUUACUACGAUUUUAUUCUCGUCAGUAAUGACUUUAUUCUCGUAAAUUAACAACUUUAAUCUCAAAGUUUUAUUUAUUUAUUUCUUAAUGUGGUCCUAGUUCUUCGUCAUAGAUCAGAGAUGCAAGAGUCCUUCUCCUGACCAACUUUUGAUUGUUACAGAUAUCACGUCUCAAAUACUCCUUGCAUUCAGAUCCUUGUUUUAUCUACACCAGAGAAAGGAUUCUGUCCAUUUCCCUGGAUUCAGGCUGUCCUCUGCUUCCUUAUUUUAUUUGGUCUCUACAGUGCUCUUUGUUCGACGUUUGUAGUUGCUGGAUCACACAGGAUUUAGAAUUGGCACAGCUCUGCGCCAACAGCUCAAACAGAAUUACUUCCCUCCAUCUCUUUUCAUCUCACCCGCUCUCUCCGUUUCUGCACUUCUUACAUACAGACACACCUUACGUAGACUCGAGGGGCCAUUUUCACACAGUGGAAAAAUAUCAUUGAGCUGACUUGGACCAAAAUUUACAAGCGAGGACUUCUAGCGUAGGAGUGAGCUCCACAUGAAUGGACCAGAUGUUUAAUGUCUGUGAAAAGAGGUGGGGGGUUGCUGCAACACAUGACACAUUUUUUUUUAAGUAUGGUCUUAAGUCAUCAAUCUAUAGAAAAAGUGAAGAGUCAACUUUUUGCAUUAGAACUUUUUACUCUCCUCACAUUCACUUGGCAUUUGUCCUAAGUUGCACAACACUUGGAUUUCUUCAUGUUGUUUCAUGACGGGCAGUUAAAAUAAACCGAUUUUGUGGUCGAGUUGAUUGGAAGCAGCGUCCUUACGCUUGAUCCAGCGUUUGAGGGCUGGUGAGAGCGGUGGGUCUCACGCUGUCUUUAUGGGCUGAUGAAGCUAAAAAGGACAAGCAGAGAUUGGGUGAGCGUUCUCGUCGGUCUUUAUUGAAAAUCAUUGUUGCUUCGACGACUUUAAAGGCAGAUCAGCAUCGUUUAAAAGCACCCUGAGGAAAGCUGUCGUCUGAUUUGGGUUUAUUGUAAUGGUUUUAGUUUCAUCAUCAACUUUUAGUGCAACAAGCCCUGAUUUUGUGCGCUAAGGGCAGGCAGUCAGAGUGAGAUCUGACUGUGCUAAUGAUGCAUUAAAAUUAGCAUCCUGUUAAUGUGUUACAGGUGUGUACAAGUGAACGCAGUGUGCUUAUUCAUUAAUGGUUUGUGUGUUUCUGCAGAGUAUUGGAGUGCCAAGGCCUUCCUAUCGUCAACGGCCAAUGUGAUCCCUACGCUGCUGUGUCUUUACUAGGGCCUUCAAGGUGAGAUCUCUAAGGACAAUUGGACCGGAUUUUACCUGUCACCUGACACCUGGCCUUUGUUAACUGGAUGUUCAACUUUGGAUAAACGUGGAUUUAACUCUAUCUGCCUUUCUGCUUCUCUCAGGUCAGAAGCAAAGAAGACCAAAGUGAAGAGGAAAACCAACAAUCCUCAGUUUGAGGAGGUUUUCUAUUUUGAGGUAAACAUAUUUUUAUAUAAGUUAAAGUUCAACCUGAUCUUGACCAGAUAUCUAAGUAGUCUAACCAGUUAAAUAUGUUUGUUUUCAAUCAGAAGCGGCUGCUAGAGGGUGUUAUUUGUACCACACCAAACUGUGUAACUAUUUAUGUCAAAAGUUUUGGCCAGCAGAGAAACUGGAAGCUAUGUCUUAUUUCAAAAUGACCUUUCAAACAAGUUAAAGUUUAAUUUAUUAAUUCAAUCUCUACAAAACCACACUGACAAACCUCCUUGCAUACCAUUUCUACUGUUGCAACCAAAUCUGCAAGUGCCAAAAAACAAAGUGUCUGCCUUAUUCUUAGUCUUUGAGAAUGAUUUUAAUCAUUGCCAGAGUUUUACUUACUUUAAUUCAUAUUUACGAGUUUAUAUUUAGAUCUGUUUUUCACACAUGCAUACACACUAUCUCUCUCUCUCACACACAAACUCUCUCACACACUGCCCCCGUUAACCCUCACUCCGCAGCAGCUUUGACAUUUUUGUGUCGCCCCUCCCUCUGGCUGUAGCACUACAAGACAGCAGGACAAGAGUAUGAUUGAUUCGGACAAACCACCAAACAAUCUGGCCCAUUGAUUUCUAUCUGACAAGACUGUCUCAUUUAUUCCCCACCACCACCACCACAUGAGCAGGACUCUGCCUGAAGCCCCCCUCUGAUUCACACACAAAGGUCCACAUCCACACGCAAACUCAGCCAUCCAUCAUGUAUACCCGUCAUGUGAUUGUUCCUUUUUAUUCUUCAGAUUUGAUGUCCUCUUUCUUUUGAAUUUACACGGACCCUGUGAUAUCCAAAUCUUACUUCCUUUCUCUAUGAUUUGGGCCGAGGCUCAUUUUGGCCGAAAUAUAAACAGAUGUUUUUGAGUUUUUACCGAUGAAGAUGGAUUUUGUUGUAUUUCUUUUGGAUACAACACAUCAAAUUAAAUAGAUCUGAUUGAAUUGGCUGCUGAUUUUAACAACAGUUAUUGAAUAUUGAAUAUUUUUGCAGCAUUAUGGAUCAGUAUUGUACUUCUUUGAGUUGCCCGUGCACACUUGAGUCAAGGCUGGAAGUACAAGGGGUGUUUUAUUACAAGACAAAAAGUAAGGAGUUUACUUGAUUGUAAUGAGUAAAAUGGCUGCAAGCAGAACUUUCUUAAUAAACUGAAACAAAUGUAAUACCUAUUUUAAGGAACUUAAAGAAAAUUUUGGCCUAAAAUAUGGAGCAAAGAAAAAUUCUUUCCAACAAAAUACUUGAGGUUAAAGUAAAGUUCUGGUUUUAAAAUGUACUCAAAGUACAAGUGGACAAUCUUUAAUUUCUUUUCCUUGUUAUUAUUAUGUAAAUAUUUACACAAGUAUGUAUGUAUAUAUUCAUGUAUAUCCAUAUGGGAACAUGUAGGAUCGUGUGCAUAUUUGCAUGUAUUUUAUUUUGAAUUAAGUUGUUGUUUGUUUGUUUGUUUGUUUUUUUCCUUUACUGAGUGGAGUACAUAGGGAAAAGGGCUUUGGGGUGGAGAGGGGGUGUUUCUCUGUUCAAAAAUGAGACAUUAUUGAUGUUUAUAUGUUUGUUGUUGUAUAAUUGUUUAAAAAAAAAAGAGAGAAAAAACAUAAAAAGACCGUGACUAAAAAAGUACAGAAGGACAAAAAUUAUACUAAAAUAUACCCCUGGGUGCAACCAAUAAUUACUUAGAUUUUUAAGUAACGUCAUCAAUAACAACACUUAAAUAGGAUAUUUUGUAAACUAUCAAUCAAAAACAGAUACAUGACAGUGCUACAGGUAUCAAACUAUGAAAUCUUUACAUUUGACAAGUUGAAAUCAUGAAUAAAACAGUUAAUUUCUGCUUCUGUGCUCGAUUCCUCUCUUUAUAAAGAUGGCUCUGCUGCUAACAGACUUUCUCAUGUUCAUUUAAAACUUCUACUGUGUCUCUACUUCUAGGUAACGCGGCCGCUAAGCUACACAAAGCGCCAGUUUGAUGUUGAAGAGGAGGAUGUUGACAAGCUGGCUCUGAGGUGAGACGGCUGAUAUCUUCAUCCUCUGUCUCUGUGUUACAUAAAGAAUUCCCAUGUGAUGAACUGCUCUGUGUUCGUGCUCAGGGUGGAUCUGUGGAACGCCAGCAACCUCAAGUUUGGGGACGAGUUUUUGGGCGGUGUGCGUGUUCCUCUGCGGGUCCUGGGUCAGGCUGGGGUCCACGAUGCAUGGUUAGUCACACACACUUACACACUUCUGAACACAAACACACCGCUGUCUCCAUUUACUCUCUCCUGCCCUGUUUAUGGUUUUUCUCACUGUCUCCCUGCUGGGGUUGGGUGGGCUUGAUUUCAUUACCAUUGGCACUCUGAGUAUGUGUUGCCAUAGCAACAGCCGAGCAGUCGCAACAAUAAUAAUCGUUAACGAGUGACCUGCUUCAAACUUUGUAAUCUAAUCAAUGUAGAUUAUUUCCUGAAGAUGAACAACAAAGCCUCUUGUAUUUUUACAUUUAGCAUUUAUUUCAGCCGUGUUUUGUCCACUCAAGGAUUUGUAGUCCAGGAUUUACUCGGUCGCUUUAGAUGUUUGAAGCACUACUAAGUUCCCAAACAAACUGCUAACUGUGUCUUUUUGCCGUUUGUGUAAGGUGUAUUGUUUCUGGAUUUAUCUAUGAAAAGAGAAACUCAUAAUGAGGUUGUCGAACGGUGAGGAAGUGAACCAAAAAUAAUCGCUUUAAAAACAGCAGCUAUAUUGGAUUGUAUUCUUUCUUCUUCAGGUACUUUCUUCAGCCGAGGGAAAACGGAGGGAAGUCAGUCAAAGUAGAAGAGCUCGGCUCUCUGCGUCUUAAUAUCGUUUACACUGAGGACCACGUCUUCCCCUCUGAACACUACACCCCCCUCAGAGAUCUACUGCUGCAUUCUGCUAACGUUGGGGUAUGUAUGCAUGAGCACAUCUUACACACAGUGUGGUGCCCCGCAGCAUCCUCAAGUGUUAGCUGUAUUACACUUCACUGUUUGAAGACUGUUCUUUCAUUCUUCUGUGUUUAGCCCGUGUCGGCAUCCACGGCUCAUAUUCUUGGGGAGGUCUGCCGGGAGAAACAAGAAGCAGCCAUCCCACUUGUGCGACUGUUUCUUCACUAUGGCAAGAUUGUGCCUUUUAUCAGCGCCAUAGCUCACGCUGAAGUCAACCGCACACAGUGAGUGUCUCAUCACAGCUUCUGCAUGUUGAAGAAGGAUGUAGUUUUCCUCUUUUUGUGUGUAAAAUCAAACACUUUAACCAAUACAAGCCUGCUGAAAGACGAUUAUUUGUAACAAAUUUUACCACUUCAUUAAGCAUCAAUGUAUUAAAAAAGCAUUGUAGUGAGUUGAAGAAAUGAGGUCGUCAGAUUGUGUGUCAUAUUUGCAAGCUUCACAUUUUGAUUUAAAGGGAUAUUCCGGCAUAAAAUCAAUUUAGGGUCAAACACACCAUAACACGAUUUAGACACCCUCUUGAGAGAUGAAUGUUGUCGACCGCUUGCUUGUCUAGUUAUACCAACUUUAGUAACGACCGCACGAUAGCAAAACACAGUGGUCUGAGAUGCCAUCAACAAACCUCAACCAAAACGCCACUCUAUAGCCACAAAUAAUGCUCAGAACAGCACCUAACUUCAUCAACAGUACAUAUAGAGUCCCAGUCACAGCACUAGCCACCAAACAUAUUUUUAACUUUGCCUAAUUUCUUUAGCAAAGAGACUAAACACAACUCACCUACUCUCUUCCAGCAGCCGCUUGUUUGUAGCAAGACCUCUGGGCGAAUACAUUGACUGCAGCGGGGUGACGCAGCUCAAGGAAGAACAUUUAUGAUAAUUUCUUCAUGGAAAUGCAAUCAGACCGAGACGCCAAGGCAGAAGAACUACCACGUCUGCAGUGCAAAAUGAUUAAUAUGGUGAUUAUUACUUCAAGGAAAUGAUAAAGUAAUGAUCAUAAAUGUUCUUCCUUGAGCUGCAUCACCCCGCUGUAGUCAGUAAUGGACUGGCCCGAGGUCUUGCUACAAACAUGCGGCCGCUGGAAGACCACUGUGUAUUGCUUUCAUGCGGCCGUUUCUAAAGUUGGUAUAACUAGCGAAGCAAGCGGUCAGCAACAUUCAUCUCUCGAGGGGGUGUCAAACUCGGUGUUACGGUGUGUUUGACCCUUAAUUAAUUUUACGCCUGAAUAUCCCUUUAAAGGCACAUUGAAGCAGCCACAGUAAUACAGUUCAUUAAACUCAUAAAUAGUUACAGCAUUUUUAAAGCUGACUUUUAACAGAACUUAAAACACAAGCCCCUCCUCUCUCUAUCUCUGUAGGGAUCCUAACACCAUUUUCAGGGGAAACUCGCUGACAUCCAAGUGCAUUGACGAGACCAUGAAGCUGGCAGGGAUGCACUAUCUCCAAGUCACACUCAAACCCAUCAUCGAUGAGGUAUGCUGUUUCCUCGUUUACUCAUCGAGUAUUUGCUCCUUCUGUUUCCAGAUGUCAGCCUCUCUUUGUUUCUUAGAUCAAUUCAUAUCACAUUUCUAAGAAUUUCUCUAAAUAAUUUAUGAGACGAUAUUUCUUUGAUAACUCCUCGCAGAUUUGCGCAGAACACAAACCUUGUGAAAUCGAUCCGGUGAAGCUGAAAGAGUCAGAGAACCUGGAGACAAACAGGGUAAGAAGAAUACUUUAUUGUGUGUUUCUGCCUUUGUGUGUUUGUCUGUUGUAUCAUCGGACUUAUCCGCCCACCACCCAAUCUCUCUCCUCCUCAGGAAAACCUUCGUCAGUAUGUGGAUCGGAUCUUCAACGUCAUCACCACCUCUGGCGUUCGCUGCCCAACCGUCAUGUGCGAUAUCUUCUUCUCUUUGAGAGAGUCGGCUGCCACCCGUUUCCAAGGUAACUCACCUCCUGAAUGACUUCAAGAGAGGAAGGAGAGAAAGCACACGUUUAAUAAGAAGCAGGAAAUGGAUAAUAAAGAACAGGAUGUGUGAGACGUCCAAGGACACUUUCUUCUUUUUGUGCUCUGCUAUUUGUGUCAAGCCUGAGAACAAUUAAGACUCCUACACAGUUAUUAUGAAUAUGACGGAUGACCAGUGCUGUAUACUUUGCUGCCCCCUGUUGGCUGAAAAAGGCCACAGGAGGAAUACCUAUUUCACAUGAUGGAUUAUAUACAGUUGAAUACUGUGUCUGUGCAAUUGAUUUGUAAUUUAUGUAUUGGUAUGAUCUGAAAACAGUCUUCCAAAGUUAACAUCAUAGAGUUUAAAACAGAUGCUAAUAUUCAAAUAUCCAAGAGGAGCUUCUACAAGAUUUAAAGAUUAAAACUAUUAGUUGAAAAGGAAAAGGAGAUGUAGAAUAGUUCCAGUAUGAAACAUAAUAAACCCAGAAAAUCAAACCCGAGGUCCGAGAUUGUACUCCUUUUGAAGAAAAGCUUUCUGAGUUUUGACAGAAUGAAACUUUACAUUCAUUUGAAGCUGCUGUGAUGACUCAUCGGCAGCUCUGUCGCCUCUUUGUAUCUGCAGGAAGGCUGAGGAGCAGGUCUAUUCAAGCGUAUGAACACAAGCUUUUCAUAAUGGAAAUCAUACAUACUAAGACUCAAAAUCUUGUAUUUACUUCAAACAAUUAUUCAAUCAUAAUCCAAUCAGUUUUGGUACCAAGUUAGCCUGAGACCAGGCAGUGAAACCAAAGCACUGGUCAUAUCAAACAUCAGCUGAGUUUGAGUUUGCUAAACAGCAUCUGCAUUUAUUGUAUAAAUUAAUUAUCAUUUGUAACAGAAAUACUAAUCACAGGAUUAAUUACUACAGACCUACAAUUUAAUCUUAAAAUCAUUAUAUCCUGUGGUCCUGGUUCUGCUCAAUAAGUAGAGCAGCCAUCCCAUGUACAUAGGAGUUAGUUCUGUUUGGUCCCAGCACGAUUUGGUGUAUGAAGUCCCUCACUCUUAAAUGAGGUCAAAUUACCAUUAAAAACCUUAUAAUUCCACAUUGAAAAGGAAGUUCUGUUCUUGUGCGUCAUACAUUCACAAAAAUUCCCACUUACCAGUAAAAGUGAUAGAAAACAACAUUUACUGCCUCAGGAAUUAUAUUAAAUAUUCAACAAUGUUGAACAGACUUGUAAUAUAUGUUGUGAUUUUAAUGCUGUUUGUUGUGUUUGAAUAAAUUCCUUUACUUUUCUUAUUAUUUUCUCUGCUCUCCAGUUGAUCAAGAUGUGCGAUACACGGCAGUGAGCAGUUUCAUCUUCCUGCGUUUUUUUGCGCCAGCCAUCCUCUCCCCUAACUUGUUCCAUCUACGGCCACACCAUCCAGUGAGUCUCCAAUCUUAAACAAACAUGUAGUAAAAUCAUUAACACAGUACCAUUGGGGAUACUUUAUAAUGGUGAUUGUUCUCUUUAGGAUCCCGCCACCUCUCGAACCCUCACCCUCAUCUCCAAGACAAUCCAGACCCUGGGAAGUCUUGCCAAGUCUAAAUCUGUGAGCAUCCUUGGAAUGAAUGCGUGGAUUUCAGUUCUUAGACAUGUGACUAAACUAGACUUCUGUGUAUUUGCUUUCAACACAUCUUACUGAUGUUUCUCUGUCUUUUAUUCUUUCCCAGGCCAAUUUCAAAGAGUCUUACAUGGCUGCAUUUUAUGACUACUUCAACGAGCAGAAAUAUGCAGACGCUGUGAAGAAUGUGAGUGUUCGGUUUCUUUCCUUCUUGCGCUCAAAAAACUCGGCCAGUGUGUCGACAUGCCAUCAGAUACUCUUGUUGUUUUGUAUGUUGGAUAAAAAUAACCUGAGAUGACUGGAUAGGAAAACCUGUUUGUUUCUGCACAACAGUUGAGACAAACUGAGACAAAUUGUUUUUUAAGUCGGUUAAAGUUACCACUGUGACGGAUUUUGAUACAUGGCAUCUUUUGAUUCUCUCUACAGUUCCUGGAUCUGAUCUCCACCUCUGGGAAGUGGGAUCAGAAGAGCAUCGAAACACCAAUCAUGCUCAAAGAAGGGUAAGGACAUAACUAUUUUGUUUCUAUCCCUAACUUGAAAAUCAUUCUCUUAAUACUGGAAGUUAUUUGAAAUUUCAUGAUUAGGUCGACUCCUCCUCUAGUGUUGCAAUACGGUCUGUCUUCCUUUUCACUCUUAUCGAGCAGCUUCUGUUUUUGUUGUGCCUCAUUGUGGUUGUCUACUUGUUACUGGUUUAACUUUAAAAAUGUGGGUUGAAAAGAGGAUGAGUUUUUGAGAAGUGCUUAUGUCACUCUCUCACAUUACAGAGGUGGCUGUGACACUUUUGUGAAAAGCGAGAAAGACAAGCAAAAAUAACUGACUGACUCAGCGGUAUAAUCCAUUAACCAGCAGGUCUAAAUCUAAAACGUCAACUGUUAUAAGUCAUAAUUUUCAGUCUUUUCAAAAUAACAGAGCAUGUAGAAGUUAAUUUCUGGUUUAUAUUGGGAUAUUUUAUUGCUUGGCAGAGAAAGCACUAGUUUCCUGGAGUCACUGGAGUGCUAAGUAAGGCUAUAUGAAACCUAAUAAAUCAAUGAUGGUUCGUUUUCUCUCCAAACUGAAAAACGAGAAUGCAACCUGUGAAUAUGAGAGCCAAGUUAGUUCUUACCUUAUUGCUGUUUUUAUGUGACUCAUUCCUUAAAUUUGAGGCUAUGAUUCUGGCACUUUCUGCAGGCUGUUGUUUUGAUGAUGUUUCUAAUGAGGCUGAAAAAGACCAGGAGAGUUUCCAGUUGACAGUAGUUAUGUCAGUGCUUUGUUCAACAUCCCCACCUUCUUUUGUUUCUGCUACCAUGGCGUAGGAGUGUAAAACUCACUAUAAAGAGGGUUGAUGGGAAGGGGUCAAAAGGCACAAAGGGCAGGUAAGAGCUUCUCUGUGUAAAGGCUUUGCCCUCGUGAAUCCCCUCCCCGUGUUUGCACUGUAACCUCCUCAAACCUAGCCGGCUAUUUUCUCUCCCAACAUGCGCAACUGUAGAUGCUGCUGCGCUUGACUUUAUACCCAGCCCUGUGUUAAAAUCAGUGGAUUGUCACACCCUCUGACCCUGUGCAGUGGUGGUUUUAGCCCCUCUGUGUUCACAAAUUAGAAGUAUGAUGCCUACAGGGACUGAAGUGGUAUAAAGUGAAGCAUUUGCCUAAAACCUGCUUAUGUAGGAGGCGUUACUGGUGCUAGUAGCUCAUCUCGCCAUGCAAGACAUGCUUGGUGUGACUGUGAGCAGGGGUUGGUUAGUGUACCGACUAUCAGGGAUCUCAUAUUUGCCCUUGUCUUGACCCUUUAAAACCUUUUUCCACACUGUGACAAACGUAAGUGUCCAAGUAGUCCAAGUUUACUCGCCACAGAGUUGUAACUUUGGUGUUUGUGCUUCAUAUUCAGUGUUUCCUCUGCCCCUCAAACUCUCAAACAGACACAUCCCGGUGUUUACCCUCCCUGGAUAAUCCAUACCAGUGAUUUCACAUGUUUUAUCCCUUUACUAUUACCCCAGAUCACUGUUCAGUAUUUCCAGUCAAUCAUAUUUCCAGUUUAGAUUGAUUUCACAUGGCAGACAUCCACUGCUUUCAUGUAUUUAUUUACACUGUCAAAGUUAAACUGGUUUGGAAAUGUCAAUGGAAACAGAAAUAAAUAGAUCUAUACUAGGAGAAAUUAAAGAAAAAGCAAAUAUGUAAAAUAUUAAGCAGAUAAAAAGAUUAUAAAUAUGAACAAAGAUUAUAAUAUGACAUCUAUAUUUUUUUAUAUUAAAACAUUUAAAAAAAGAGACAAAUUCCAUCCAAAUUUUUUGUCCGAGGACAAUAUAGCGUCUUCUCUUCUCUUCUCUUUUCUUCUCUUCUCUUCUCUCCUCUUCUCUUUUCUUCUCCUCUCUCCUCUCCUCUUCUCUUCUUUUCUCUUCUCUUCUAUUCUCUCCUCUUCUCUUCUCCUCUCUCCUCUCCUCCCCUCUUCUCUCCUCUUCUCUUUUCUUUUCUUCUCUUCUCUUUUCUUCUCUUCUCUUCUAUUUUUUCUCUUUUCCUCUCUUCUCUUCUCCUCUCUUCGCUUCUCUUCUCUUUUCUCCUCUUCUCUCCUCCCCUCUUCUCUCCUCUUUUCUUUUCUUUUCUUCUCUUCUCUUUUCUUCUCCUCUCCUCUCCUCUUCUCUUCUUUUCUCUACUCUUUAGCAAAUAAUAAACAGGUAAGAGGCGUCCCAAACUGCAAAGUAUAAAACGGAACAUCCCUUUUGCAAUUUUUAGCAUUUGUCAACAACACAAAAUCACUGAAACUAUUGAAAGACUUCCUGCUAAUCUUUGAGUUUAAAAUAAUGCCACCAGUGGCUGGAGUCUGUUUGAAAACUUGUUAUGAUUUGGAAAAUCUGAAGAUAUCAUUUAUAGAUUUUAAGGGUUAAACAUGCAAAAUCGUGGUUACUUUUGAUCCGCUGACCGUUCUCCCUUCAGACUCAUAGACUUACGAAUCUAUGAGCGCAGUAUUGAGCAUGUACAGCCAAGAUGAGCGAGAGAUAACUGCAAGCAUGUGAAUGCAACGAUAAAUCUGGGCAGUUCACGAGACCCAAAUUAAAUUAGAGAUAAUGAGUUUGUACAAUUUGGUUAAUUUCUGCUCUGAAAUGUUCAGGUAAUGCACUUAUUUUUGGAGUGUACUCAUAUUUGAAGGAUGCAUUCAGAGACUGUUUGGUGUAUUUGAAGAUGUAUGUGAAAUAUGAGCCUCUCUAUCAGGCUUUUCAGUGGAAUUUCUCUCACUGCUUUUUCUUAGAUUCAUGAUCAAGAGAGCUCAAGGGAGAAACCGCUUUGGUAUGAAGAACUUUAAAAAGAGAUGGUUUCGCCUCACCAACCACGAGUUCACUUACCACAAAACAAAAGGUGAGGUCAAAGAUUUCUCAGGGUUUUUCCGAACAAUGCGUUGUUUUCCUCUUUGUUUAUGUCCUCUUGUGAGCUCGUGAGAGAAUCAGCAGAAGGAAAGGGGGAGGCAAACUGCUUAAUGUACUUUCUGAACACAAUGUGCAUUCAACACAUGUGGUGGUGAUUAUGAUACUGCGCAUGCAAAACAUUAGUGCUGCAUCCAAACAAGCUCAGGCAAAAAAAACAACAACAACAGUACACAUAAACAGUUUGCAUUUCCAGAGUGCGUAUGAGACGUUUACUCAGAUUACUUAACUUCAAACUAAAAAAGUUUAAACUUUUCAAUUUAAACUAUGUUUUUGACAAACACUGUUUACCCACAAUCCAAUGCAUAAGAAAUAAGUUGUCUACAGCUGCCAAAAUCUUGAGUAAAAAGCAUACAAAAGUGGACAAAAACCGUAAGUCUCUGAUUUCUGUCCCCUUGAAAAUCUAUUAGCCACACUCCUCAGUGAAAACCUUUAAAUAUGACAUUGAACAACUUCAGUGAAAAUGCAUAUCUCUUAAAAAUGCCCUAAAUGUAAGAGGACCGAUGGAACAUUUAUGCUUAUGUUUUGGAAAUAUGAUCUUCUAUAAAAGUUUCUGGAAAUCAGUUCAUUCCUUCACAUAAUCAGUUUUGGAAAUUGAAUUUGAUCUCAAACCAAGCUUGUAUCUUUUAAAUGAUACAUUGGAUCUUCAGUUGGACCGGAAAAAAAGCAGGAUAUUAAUAUUAAUCACAUAUUUCACUAAGAAAUGUAAACUUUCACUUUAGAAAGAUGACUUCCCACCAACUUUAAUGUUCUUCAUAGAUCACAUGUCAGCGUUUUUACCACUGGAAAAAUUAAGCUUGGAAAACUACAAUUGUGGUCAUGUCUUUUAAGAUUUUUGAUCUCCAUUAUUAUCAAAAUUGGAGAAUUUCUUUAAGAGGGACCAAUGAUUAUUUGUAAUUUAGUAGGUAUGCAUUUGUAGGUAUGCAUGUGUAUGAAUAUGUUCAUAUAUAUAGCCCAUAUGUAUACACAUGUGGAUAGAGUUUAUUGAUAUCAUUGUUGCUGCCUUUAUCUUUUUUUUAUUAUAUAUAUAUUUAUUUAUAUUUCUUAUGUUGUUCCUCCUUAAUGUACUUGUCUGAUUCUGUACUCUUUAUUUUAGUCAUACAUACAUACAUAUAUAUAUAUAUAUAUAUAUAUAUAUAUAUAUAUAUAUAUAUAUAUAUAUAUAUAUUCUGGUCCAUAUCCAUAGGGAAUAACAGGGAGGGUGGGAAAUUAUGUGAUUAAAAAAAGCAGACAUUUUACUUUUGGUUGUUAUAUUAAUGUGAAAUAAAAAAGAUGUUUAAAAAAUAUGACAUUGAACAAAUUUCACCAUUUAGAUAACUAGAUUUGGCUGAAAAAAACACACAUUUCACAUUUUACUUCACCACUAACCCAACAACUGGUCCCAUGUAAUGCCCUCUUUUCAUCCUCCAAAUUCAUAAACUGAUGGGAGGUGUAGUCUUUAAAACAAUGGGUUUAAAAAAUAUGAUUACUGCGUCAUGUCAAGCAGGAAUACACCGUGGACUAUAAUUGUAUUGCCAUGGCAGAUAUUUUUAUGAGCUCAAAUCAGUAGUGUUUCUUUUUCCUUCCCUCCCUCUGUUGCUUUUUUCUCAUUUCUAAUGUCUCCUGUGUUUCCUCUUACUUCCAGGUGAGGGUGCUCUGUGCAGCAUCCCCAUAGAAAACAUCCUGGCAGUGGAGAGGUUAGAGGAGGAGUCUUUCAAAAUGAAAAAUGUGAGAACCUGACACAGCAACCUCAGUGAAAUCUUUGGCACUUGUCCUCAAGUUUUUUAUCAAGCUUUCAGACUUCCUCAUAACUUUCUGUCCUCUUUUCUUUCCUCAAGAUGUUUCAGGUUAUUCAGCCAGAGCGAGCUCUCUACAUUCAGGCCAACAACUGCGUGGAGGCCCGUGACUGGAUCGACAUACUGACCAAAGUCAGCCAGUGCAACCGGAAACGUCUGAGCACCUACCACCCCUCAGCCUACCUCAAUGGCCACUGGCUUUGCUGCAAGCUGUCCGCAGACACAGCUCCAGGGUGCUCGCCCUGCACUGGGUAUGUCAAGCUGUGAAAACCUGUUCAUCGUCAGGUUACUCUCUUUUUAUACACGUAUCUGUUUUCUCAUGCUGCUGUGUGUAUGUGUGUGUGUUUUCAGAGGCCUUCCGGCAAACAUCCAGCUGGACGUGGAUGGAGACAGGGAGACCGAGAGGAUCUACUCCCUGUUCAGCACAUAUAUGACCAAACUGAUCAAGAUGCAAGGUCAGACAGAAGGAUUUUUACAUUUAUGUAGUAUCCAGGCAUACAUUUGAUGUUAAUUUUCAUGUUUUCCUUUCAUGUUUUUGCCAUUCACUCCGAUGUCGGUCUUCUCUUGCAGAGGCCUGUGGCAGUAAAUCUGUCUACGACGGACCUGAACAGGAGGAGUACUCCACCUUUGUCAUUGAUGACCCCCAGGAGACCUACAAAACCCUGAAACUGAUCAUAUCAGCCGUGCAGACGCUUGAGCAGCAGCACACCAAGUACAAACGGGACAAGUUCAAAAAGACAAAGAUUGGCAGCCAGUAUGUACUUGUUUGAUGUUGAUUCAUGCUCAUAGCUCAAACUAUUUUUAGGUGUUAUGCAGAAAAAAUGCUUGAUCUCGACAUUUGGAUGAAAUUCCUAUGUGGGCCAGCAGGUGGUGCAGUAACACAGUCCACAGUUGCCUUCGAAGAGUCUUACUAUCAUUUUAUUUUUAUGGUUCUCUUUUACAUCCAGUAACAUCUAACCAGCAACCUUUCUCUGUGUUUCUUCAGGGAGCAUCCAAUAGGAGACAAGAGUUUCCAGUGCUACAUCCGCCAGCAGUCUGAGAGCUCCACCUACUCCAUCUAACCCUGGCCCUGUGUACUGUUUCUACGAUGCCCAGAACCAGCAUAUCUUACUGUUACUGCAAAAAAAACCACCACGUCAAUGCUCAGUAUCUGGUAUUGAGUUUUAGAUCUCUAUACGUCCUUGAAACAGAACAUUUGGAAGCAGGUGGGAGUUGUUGGGAAAUACGUCGCUCUGUUGUUAAGUUUCAUGGAUAAAAAAAAAAGAGUCAAAAGUUACGAUACCAGACCGAAUGAGCCGGUGGACUCUCCUUUUGCAGUCUCAUGGUGCAUCGCUCCAAAUUUUGGAGAACCGACCUCAGAUCAAUGAGAGAAAAAGAGGAACAGAUGUGGAUGAAGGAGGGAUGAAAAGAGAUAAUCAUACCAUACAUCUGUUUCUGUGAUGUGACAAGAGAACAAACAAGCAAACGUUUUCACUGGACAGUUUUUGACAGUGACCGAGACGCACUUUAAUCGCCUCCAAAUCUCUGGAUGAACAAGCCUCGCAGCACACUUUCAGAAAGCUUAUUUUAUCUGUUUGAUUUUGUGUAUUUUAAUGGUCGUUGAAGCGUUCCGUUUUAUUUCACUCUAGGAGAAGUAAGGAAGGACAAUAUAUAUUUUUAGGUGGAAUUUUACCCAUGAACCUGUUUUAUUUGGUUUCAUUAUUCGUCCCUUACCUCCCUGGAAAGGCUGAGAAGGUGUAGGGCACACAAAAAAAGGGAUUAUUGGGACCAAGAGCAGCUCAAUCUUAGCCAUCAAAAAUAUCACCUCUUAAAAACUGUUAUUCCUCACUCUGAAUUCUCAUUUUCACCGUGCUAAGGCAUGGUUAAUGUCAGGACUUUUAUGUUUCAGAUCAAUAUGAGUCGACUGGAUAUUGAACCUCUGUGCAACAAAAACAAGAGUUGAGAGUUUUUCCUACUUACACUGAGCCUGACAAACACAGAUGCCUUUUGGUAUCUUUAUUAAAUAGUACUGUGUGUUGAAAGAUGUCUUAGUUUGACUAAAUUUAUGGACAUGAAGUUACAACCUAUCUUUUAAGUAAUUAAAGUACAUCAAAUUAGACAAACUUCAAAUUAUUCUCCGUUUAUUAUCAAAGAAGUCAGAUUACAAAAAGCUUCAUUGAGCAAAUUUUGGUUGAAUUUAGGUCCAGAUGAGCUCAUCCAAGCUUGGACAAGACAGGGUGCAAAUCCUGAUUGGCUGUAUGAAGUGUAAAGUUUCAUAAAUACUCAUUUAUUUUGUAAAGUUCACUGUUAAACUCCAGUUUAAGAGCAACUGAUAGCUCUUUACCUGGUGUCCACUAAUUGAUCUCAGCCAGGCCUGAGCUGCAUGCAGACAUGUUUGGUGCAUCUUUUGUAAGUGCAGAAAGUACUGAAAUCCAAACUAUCUAUUGAACAGUCACAAAUUGAAGACCAUUUGUUUGCAAAUGUGAUUUACAAAGAUGUCGGACUUAAUUCUGAAUUUAUAUUCUCACAUUCUAACAGUCUCGACUCCACCGAUUCACCAAUUGUGAAAUUGAUAGCGUGUCGCCGCUGGUUGUGUCGCCCUGUUGGCACCCUCAUGGUAUGAUUCCUCUGUUUUGUGAGUUUUGCCCUGUCAUAUUUUGGAAAGGCUGCCCCCUGUAGUUUGAAACCUUUCUCAUAUGCAUUCCUCUGAGAAACUGCCUGCUGUGAAUCUUACCGGUCAGCCGCCCGAGAGUCUGUUGAAGGUACAGGAUUUAUUGUGUUCAAACAUUUGUGUUGUCCCACACAUUAGCAUUGAUAUCCAUUAGCAUUCAGUUUCGCCAAACCAGUGCAUGUGAAGUUUAGCUGUAGUCAUAACAAUGGUAGCAUCCACGGUCACUUCAGUGCAACCAAGUGACUACAAACCUCCACAAUUUUUAUUUGUAUUAUUCAAAAACUUACUGGUUAUGUAGCCUAAAUAGUUGUUCACGGGAUCCCAAACAGUGCCAGUCAUCACUUUUAUAAAAUUCUCUUUUUAAGAAAAAAAACAAACAAAAAAAUCAUGUUUUAGAUGUGCUUUUUUUUUUUUUACAUCUCAGAACUGUUUUAAAAAGCGAAUAAGCAAUUAUACCAAUGGCACCUUUUUCUUUGUCGAAUGUGUUGAUCUAUGAGGAUGUUUCUCAACAGAUUUGACUCUGUUUUCUAUCUUUGUCUUGUCAUACGGAGAUCUUGCUGUGUAUCUGAACUGAAUGACUGAGUUUUGUGCGUGUUUGUGAGUGUGCAUUUGUCGGUAUGCGCAGGAGAGAUCGAAAUGAUGGGUUGUAUUGCCAAUGAGUUGAGUAAACCCGGUGUUACAGGUCAGGAAAGAUAGAUUCCCACUUAUAAUAAAGAGAAAAAUCACUGCCUGUAAUUACACUACAGACUAGAAGGACUGUGGAAACAGUUACUCUGCUCUGUCUUGAUCCAGUAUCUCACUUUUUCCCUCUUGUAUAGAACCACUGCUCCUUUUUCAAGGAAACUUUGAAAAUAUAAUCCUCCCCCAAACAAUUUUUGUAUGUAACACGGUAAUAAUAUUGAUGAAACAUGAUGAAACAGCGUUGCUUUAACCUCUGAACUUUGGUGAGUGUUUGUUUCCACCUGUUACUAACUCUCCUCAGGUUUAUGAAACUCAGCAGCUUUUAUUUUGCCAAAACCAAACACCAAACGGUUCUGUCUCUCCUUUUAUUGAACUUCGUAAUCAUAUUUAUUGUCAUUUCAGCAAAACCUUCCCAGAAACAUCAGCUGAGCUGGUGGGGGUAACAGCAUUUACAGUAAUGGUUACUCCUCUGCCCAGAAGCCCACAAAGGAAUGACUUAUGCAAUGAUGGUGUUUCAGCAUGCAAUAAUAUGAACAAGCCCUCCAUAAGACCAUCAGAUGAUCACAAAUUAACGCACAUCUGCAGCAAAAUGCCUCUUUGGAUGAACGCAUAUUAUAAAGGGAGAACAGUGUAUUUUGUACAAAUAUUUUAAAAGUAUUAAAUAAGCCUGUUAUAUGUGUACAUAAAAAAUGUUGGAUGAAUGGUGAAAAUGUGAUGUGUUCUUUCCCUGGAUAACUAAAUGAAUAUUAAUGCAAAUUCAA
Molecule: messenger RNA, 43448 nt
Organism: Xyrichtys novacula (pearly razorfish)
Lineage: Eukaryota; Metazoa; Chordata; Actinopteri; Labriformes; Labridae
Source: the annotation of a GenBank genome assembly